Messenger RNA from Symbiodinium necroappetens, 510 nucleotides. NCBI's taxonomy places the organism in Eukaryota, Dinophyceae, Suessiales, Symbiodiniaceae. The record is from the annotation of a GenBank genome assembly.
AUGGAAGCCGUGACUCUGGUUCUCAUCGCGUCCCUGGUGGCGCAUUUAUACUUCUGGCCAUAUCAGGCAGAUGACUGGAACCGUGCAGAGAUCGGCCUUUUGAUUGUGAGCCUGACCAUAGCAGGCCUGACUACCUGCCUCAUCGCCAAUGACCUGCACUGGGCGAAGUCCACUUUGACGCAGCGCGUCCUGGUGUUCCUGAUUUGCUCUAUUGCUGGAGGAAUUUGCAUCGUCAUGCUGGUCACCUUCUCCCUCGCCUACCUGGCGGAGCGGCGCCAGAGGGCCGAGGCCAAGAAGGCGGAGGAGGCGUCAGCUGCCAGGCGCCUUCUUUGUGUGUCUGUGUGUGUGCGCCUAAUUUUAAAUCUUGAAGCCAUAAACCCUACAUUCGAAGCCCUAAACCCUUACAGAGAGUCACCCGGCAUCCCAGCUCAGAAGGGCCCCGUUUCGGGAUCUCGGGGUCCAGACUUUCACGAUGAGGUCUUUGUGACCGAGAAGGGAGGCCGCCGGUGA